AGAGAUGCAACAGUAGUUAGAGUGCUGUUAAGUAGUUGCGCAUCACUGACAGGCUGACGGAUUCCAACGCUUAGGAAACCAGGGAAAGUCCGAUUUUUCUUUCCACACAACUAAAUGGCUCGGAGUUACAACCGAUUCAACAUAUGUAGAUGAGUGAUUCGUUCUUUUUCGCGUUUGGGUUCUGUUUGGAAAUGCAAACGAUUACCCGGAUUUAAAUUCAGAGGCCUGACACUCCAGCAGCCAUGAAUUUGUGUAGCUUUGUGGGCUCUUUGCUCCUCCUUUUCAUCAGCAGGAUCAUGGAAUUCUCUGUCGCCAGCACGGAGGAGAUCUUGCCUCCCACAAUUCAGAAACUGAUGAAGGGAUACAACAAGUACCUGAGGCCGUUCUUUGACAAUGGACCUGUUACUGUUGGCAUGAGUUUGGAUAUCGCCAGCAUAGACACUAUAUCAGAAAUCAACAUGGAUUACACAGCCACCAUCUUUCUUCGUCAGCGCUGGACCGAUGAACGGUUGUGUUUUGAUGGCAAUAAGAGCUUGAGUCUGGAUGGGAGACUGGUGGAACUCCUAUGGGUCCCUGACACGUUUAUUGUGGAUUCCAAGAAAUCCUUCCUGCACGACAUCACUGUCGAAAACAGACUGAUCCGGAUAUUCCCCAACGGAACUGUGCUGUAUGCCCUGAGAAUUACCACCACAGUGGCCUGCAGUAUGGACCUGACCAAAUACCCCAUGGACAGGCAGACGUGCACCCUUCAACUUGAAAGCUGGGGAUAUAACGUGAAAGAUGUUGUGUUCCAUUGGACUCGGGGGAACCAAUCAGUUAGUGGUCUUGAUCAUUUACAACUUGCUCAGUACACCCUUGAGGAUCACUACACUUCAGAAUCUGAGGCCGUUUAUGAGACUGGUAACUACCCUAAAUUGAUCUUCCACUUUAAACUCAAGCGGAGCAUCUUAUAUUUUAUAUUGGAGACGUACGUUCCUUCCAGUGCUCUGGUGGUCCUGUCCUGGGUCUCAUUCUGGAUCAGUCAGUCUUCAGUCCCAGCUCGCAUCUGCAUAGGAGUGACCACAGUUUUGACUAUGACCACCCUGAUGAUGGGGGCCCGCACCUCUCUACCAAAUGCCAACUGCUUUAUCAAAGCCAUUGAUGUGUAUCUGGGCAUCUGCUUCAGCUUCAUCUUUGGCGCACUGAUUGAAUACGCAGUCGCCCAUUUCUGCACAUUACACCAGCCAAACGCUGCUAAUGCAUAUAUGUAUGGCCAGGAAAUGCAGGAGCGUGAGGACGAAAUGAAUGGCAUUGUUACCUCCAUUGGCACGCACGCUUUGCGGGCCCGUAAACGGGAGGAGAUGCUGUCCCAUAUGGGCAGCACCAACAGCCCCACCACUGGUGACAGUAAUGAGGAGAUCAGCUCGUCACAACCGCAGAGCCACUGUGGCAAGUCCAUGGUGGUGGCACGGCGAGUUGUGCGCUGUCUGAACUGCUGUAAAGUGGAGAACCCACACUACAUCGACAACUACUCACGACUGACCUUUCCUCUCUCCUUCAUCUUCAUUAACCUCCUCUACUGGACCUACUACCUGUACUUCUAGAGCUCCUGCUGUCUGUGUAUGUGUCAGGAGGGCCACUACUGGGCUGUGGUGGUCAUGGCCCUGGCCAGAUUUUCAAUCUGCUUACCAAGUGUACUGUAUGUCAGGCAAUGAAUUUUAAUGCAAUUUUUUUAUUCUGCCCUGCAUGAUUCCCUUAAGUGUCCCUGUUCAACAUUAGGUUAUAAUUGGCAAUAAACAUGAAUAAAUUAUAAUUCAAGAGCUGUGGUUACAAAUGUCAUUGACUUGUUUUGCUUCUUUUGGUAACAUCUAAAUUAACUGGUUUUAUUCAAGUUAAAAAUAUUAUUUAUUCUGACUGAAUCAACCUGACUUAAAUAAAUAGUUCACUCAAAAAUGAAAAUUCUCUCACCAUUUAUCACCCUCAUGCCAUCCCAGAUGUAAACUCAGCAAAAAAAGAUUGCCUGUAAUGACAACAAGCUCAGCCCGAUGAUGCUGUGACACACCACCCCAGACCAUGAUAGACCCUCCACCUCCAGAGUACAGUCCUCGGUGUAACACUCAUUCCUUCGACGAUAAACGUGAGUUCGACCAUCACCCCUGGUGAGACAAAACUGCGACUCAUCAUUGAAGAGCACUUUUAGCCAGUCCUGUCUGGUCCAGCGAAGAUAGGUUUGUGCCCAUAGGUGACGUUGUUGCCGGUGAUGUCUGGUAAGGACCUGCCUUACAAUAGGCCAACAAGCCCUCAGUCCAGCCUCUCAGCCUAUUGCAGACAGUCUGAGCACUUAUGGAGGGAUUGUGUGUUCCUGGUGUAACUCGGGCAGUUGUUGUUGCCUUCCUGUUCCUGUGAUGCAGAUGUGAUAUUCGGAUGUACUGAUCCUGUGCAGGUGUUGUUACACGUGGUCUGCCAAUGCGAGGACGAUCAGCUGUCCUUCCUGUCUCCCUGUAGUGCUGUCUUAGGCGUCUCAGUAAGGACAUUGCAAUUUAUUGCCCUGGCCACAUCUUAGCAUGCCUAAGGCACUUUCAUGCACAUGAGCAGGGACCCAGGGCAUCUUUCUUUUGGUGUUUUUCAGAGUCAGUAGAAAGGUCUCUUUAGUGUCCUAAGUUUUUAUAACUGUGACCUUAAUUGCCUACCGUCUGUUAGUUGUUAGUGUCUUAACGACUGUUCCACAGGUGCAUGUUCAUUAAUUGUUUAUGGUUCAUUGAACAAGCAUUGAAAACAUUGUUUAAACCCUUUACAAUAAAGAUCUGUAAAGUUAUUUGGAUUUUUACUAAAUUAUCUUUAAAAAGUGUCCUGAAAAAGGGACGUUUCUUUUUUUGCUGAGUUUAUAUGACUUUCUUUCUUCUGCAGAACACAAAUUAAGAUAUUUAGAAGAAUAUCUCAGCUCUGUGGGUCCAUAC
This is a messenger RNA of Myxocyprinus asiaticus (Chinese sucker), 2936 nucleotides long. Its product is annotated as gamma-aminobutyric acid receptor subunit pi-like. Gene Ontology annotation, biological process: chemical synaptic transmission; monoatomic ion transmembrane transport; regulation of membrane potential. The record is from RefSeq and is a predicted model, not a curated record. NCBI's taxonomy places the organism in Eukaryota, Metazoa, Chordata, Actinopteri, Cypriniformes, Catostomidae. The coding region runs from base 243 to 1583 and encodes 446 amino acids. Gene Ontology annotation, cellular component: neuron projection; membrane; GABA-A receptor complex. The transcript is spliced from 10 exons. Gene Ontology annotation, molecular function: neurotransmitter receptor activity; GABA-A receptor activity; extracellular ligand-gated monoatomic ion channel activity.